AUGCUCAAAGCAGUUUUUGUAACUUUAACAUGUAUGGCUUUAAUCUGUUUUUUCGUCAUUCCCACAUUACGAUGUACAGGAAUUGCUACUUUUUCCGUUCUUUCAAUUUCUUAUACAUUGUUGGGCACACUCGGUUGGUGCGGUCAAGACAUAGACCCGGUUACAAUGAUUAAUUUAUUAAUGGCUAUCGGUCUUUCUGUUGAUUUCUCAGCUCACAUUUGUUAUCAUUUUGAUAUUUUGCAAGAAAAACAAAAGGAAAUUCAAACAGAAUCUCCAAUAAAAAAUAUUAAAAUUUUUGAACAAAAAGAAAUUGAGAAAAGGAUAGAACAAAUACUUGAGAUUGUUGGUAGGCCUAUGCUUGAGGCUGUCAUCUCAACAAUAAUUUGUAUUUUCCCGCUUUUCUUUAUCUCAAUUGAAAUUAUUGCUUCGUUUGCUAGAACUGUUUUGUUUUUAGGGUAA
This is a messenger RNA of Meloidogyne enterolobii, 459 nucleotides long. NCBI's taxonomy places the organism in Eukaryota, Metazoa, Nematoda, Chromadorea, Rhabditida, Meloidogynidae. The record is from the annotation of a GenBank genome assembly.